AUGGGUUGUUGUUCAUCGGACUGCUUUGUUUACUUCGUCCUCUCCGUUGCACUAGCUUUCAUGGCCGUCUCCACCACUCUACGUUCACCUCCAGAUUCCGACUUGACAAAACCAAACAGACCCAUUACUCAUCCUCUCUCCUUAAACGCCUCGAAUGCUCUAAGCAGAUCAAAUUUCAAAGCAAUCGCCACUCUCCUCCACAUAUCCCCCGAGAUCUUCCUCUCUUCAUCUCCCAACACAACCAUUUUCGCCAUGGACGAUUCUUCCUUGUUCAACACGUCAUCGCUUCCUCCUCUGUUUCUCAAACAGCUUCUUCAGUAUCACACACUCCCUCUAAAGCUUCCGAUGAACGAACUUCUCAAGAUUCCUCAAGGAACCUGUCUCCCCACGCUUCUCCGUCACAAGAACGUCGAGAUCUCCACCGUCGAUAAAGAAUCAAGAACAGCAGAAGUGAACCAUGCCCUGAUUUCGCAUCCCGACAUGUUUCUUGGAGAUUCAUUAGUUAUUCACGGAGUUCUUGGACCCUUCUCUCCUCUGCAACCUCAUUAUAUCCUCCAGCCAUCUUUGUGUCAAUCUGAUUCAAACACAACCAGAGAAGAAGAACAAGUUACGGUCAAGAUAGAUUGGACUCGGAUUGUUCAGCUGCUAAGUUCAAAUGGGUUUGUGCCAUUUGCCAUUGGAUUGCACUCUGUUCUCAAUAGGAUUGUUGCAGAUCAAGACAAGAACUUGACCGGCGUAACGAUUCUAGCUACACCGAAUCUGGUCUCUUUAUCAUCUGCUUCCCCUUUGCUCUAUGAGACUAUGAGACGUCACAUUCUAGUCCAACGGCUUACCAACGAAGAUAUUGCAUCGAUGCCUGAUAAAACCUCACUCAAGACAUUGGAUCCUUACCAAGAUCUCAUAAUCACACGGAGAAAUGUUGUUAAUUCGUCUCGAGUUUUCAUGAUUUCGGGAGUUGAGAUUGUAGCUCCAGAUAUGUUCUCUUCUUCCAGCUUUGUAAUUCAUGGGAUAUCACACACUCUAGAGAUCCCACGGUCAUAA
Eutrema salsugineum is the source of this 1041-nucleotide messenger RNA. Its product is annotated as fasciclin-like arabinogalactan protein 21. Lineage: Eukaryota; Viridiplantae; Streptophyta; Magnoliopsida; Brassicales; Brassicaceae. The transcript has a single exon. The record is from RefSeq and is a predicted model, not a curated record. The coding region runs from base 1 to 1041 and encodes 346 amino acids.